Messenger RNA from Spinacia oleracea (spinach), 2604 nucleotides. RefSeq lists its product as uncharacterized. Gene Ontology annotation, cellular component: nucleus. The record is from RefSeq and is a predicted model, not a curated record. Lineage: Eukaryota; Viridiplantae; Streptophyta; Magnoliopsida; Caryophyllales; Amaranthaceae. The transcript is spliced from 13 exons. Gene Ontology annotation, biological process: regulation of DNA-templated transcription. The coding region runs from base 185 to 2242 and encodes 685 amino acids.
AUCAAAUUGGCGCCCAUACCCCCCUCCAAAAUCUCCCCCAAAAAAACUUUGAAAAAUGUCCCGCCAUUACAUCAAUUUGUCAUCCAUUUAUUAAAUCUCAACUCUUCAUUUCUCCCAAAACCCCAUUUCCUCUCUCUCCUCAAUUCUCUUUCUCACAGUAACAAGCAAUUUGUAGAGAGAUUCAAUGGCCGUUCCUUCAAGUCCAGUUCCUGCAGCUGAGAAGAAGAAUAAGGAAGAUAUCAAUGGAGAAAUGGUGACCCAGAAAGAUGAAGAUCUAAAGCAACCUAAGCGUAGUAAAGAUCCCGGUGUUCGUGUUGUUGGUGGUAGAAUCUACGAUUCUCAAAAUGGCAAGACUUGCCAUCAGUGCCGCCAAAAAACAAUGGACUUCACUGCUGGAUGCAAGAACAUGAAGGGAGAUAAGCAAUGUACUAUUAAAUUCUGCCACAAGUGCCUCAUAAAUAGAUAUGGAGAGAAAGCGGAAGAUAUGGCAAUUAUUGAUGAUUGGAAAUGCCCCAAGUGCAGAGACAUUUGUAACUGCAGCUUUUGCAGGAAGAAAAAGGGCCACAAGCCUACUGGCAUUCUCGUUCACGCAGCAAAGGCAACUGGGUUUUCCUCUGUUUCGGAGUUAUUAAAUGUCAAGGGUAUGGAUGCGUGUCAGGAGCUGAUUGUCAAAUGUAAGGUGGCUGCUUCCCCAAAGAAAUCAACAGCUUUGAUUGAAGUGGAGGAGCCUAAGGUGGGUACUUCUAAAAAACGAGGGAAGGAGAACUCUUCUGAUGGACCAAUGAACUCUCAGUCUCCAAUCUCAUGUCCUAAUGAUAAACAGGCGAAAAAAGUUAAGCAGGAGGGGGUAAAAAGGCUCAAGGAGAGGGUAGAAGAUGAUAAAGAUAAUGGUGUUGUGUGUAGCCCCAUAAAACAUACAGUGGUGAUUGGCCUAAGAAGAAGUCCAAGAAAACUCAUCAUCCCCCAGGAAAUCACCAAAAAGGAAGAGGUGGUUGAUGACAAGGAUAACGUGAGAAGAAGUCCUAGAAAAUUCAAUGCCCCUCAGGAAGUUACAAAAAAUGAUGAGAAGAUGAGUGAUAUCAAUUGUGGGAAAGUAACUAAGAAAGUGAAGAAGGAAAAAGUUCAAGCAGAGCCAAAAGUGAAGUCUGGCAAACAUCAGAAAGAUAUAAAUAUCGAUCAUGUUGUUGUGGAUGUAGUCCUGCCUCCGGGCAGUUUGUUGACCAACGUGGCUGGGAUUGACUUGCUUCCUGAUGAUAUUGGACAUGCUUUGCAAUUUCUGGAAUUCUGCUCUGCUUUUCGUGAGGUACUAAACAUUGUGAAAGGACAGCCUGAAGCUGUACUGAGAGAUAUAGUGUGUGGACGGAAUAGGCGGGGAAAAGUUUCGUCUACUGUCCAGUUUCUUAUCCAGCUAUUGUCUUUUAUCCUGAAGGACACAGAUGAAGACGAAGAUGAAGAGGAAGAAUCUACUUGUUUAAGCCCGUCUAAUGGAAAGGAGUCUUGGAUACAUUCCCUAAAAAGAUGCCUCUCUAACUCUGAGCUUGAAUUGGAGGACUUCCCCGAGGAUUGCUUGAACAAAGGAUGUCAUGGGUUUGAGAUGUUGGAAUCCUCGCAAAAACUCAAACUUCUGACGUUUCUUUGUGAUGAAUCUCUUUCUACCAAACAAAUGAGGACUUGGAUAGAUGAACAAAACUCGAAGUCUGUUGAAAAAGAGAAAGAAGCAAAAGAAAGUUUGAAUGCGGCCAAGGAGAAGGAAAAGCAGGCAAAGCGCAAGCUUCAAGAGAAAGUUGCUAAAGCAAUUAUAGCAAAGAAUGGUGCACCUCUUACUAUUUCUGAACAUGAUUCUAUUAUGUCUAAAAUAAAAAAGGAAACAGAGCUUGCACGUGCAGCAUUGAUGGAAGCUAUGGACUCGAUGCCUAAGAAGAGACGAAGAUCAGAUGCUGUAAGGACGGAUGCAAUCUUUUUGGACGACAGUAGCCGUGCUUAUUGGAGAUUAACAUGUUUUGGUGAUUCAAACUUACUACUUCAAGAGGUGGGAAGUCCAGAACAAAUUGACUACAAGGAUAAAUGGUUUAGUUAUAGUGCUGAAGAGAUGCAAGUGGUUGAAAAGUACAUUUCUUCUGUAAGACUCAAUAGACACAAGCGCAUUAAGCUUGGUGAUCAAACAAAGGUGAAGAGCACUUCCGAAUUUGAAGCAGAUUCAAGCUCCAACGAUGACUCACUACCUGCUACAAUUGAUAACUAAGACACAUUCUUUCGUGCAUUAUUAAGUCUUACAUCACUGUUUCUCCCAGGUAGCUAAUCAAAGAUAAUCCUGGGGUGAAUUUUGGAAGAACUCAUUUUUUCGGGUGAAUUUUGCAGGUAGUACAGUUUUAGGAAUUUGUUAGACUUGUAUGCGUGUAGCACAGUAGCAAUGUAGCACAGCCACUUUUUUUAGUGUAGGCUUUUGUGAGGCUAAGAACCCGAGUUGGAGGAAGAUUUCCUAAUUAAUGUAUGUAUUUGCUUCUAAAUAUUGUAAUGUGAAUCAACUUUCAGAUGCUUCACUAUACUAAUAGAGUAAUAGUGAUACUUCACUAUACUAAUAGUCCAAUAUAUCCUUGUUAUCAA